AUGAUUUGCAAAGUCUCAAGCGCUUUCUACUCGGUUUUUCUCAUCUUACUGCUCGGCGCCUCUCGCGUCUCCGCCGUCGCGAGGCAGGAGGUGGACAUCGUGUACGCCUCGGGAGAAGACAGAGACCCAAUCACGCUCUACAUCCCCGACGUCUCCGUGCCCGGCGAGGAUAACGCGACAAAUGUACCACCAGAUGUUCCUCUCAUCGUUCUUCUCCACGGGCGCUGCAUGGAUGGCGACUCCACAAACCGAAUUUUGCGCUUCACCGAGCAGGUGGAUUCUCGCGAGUUCAUCCUCGCACUUCCCGAAGGGACGAGAAAUCGAUUCUGGUGCUCAUCGUGCACUCGACUUGGUGGUAUUUUGAACACUCGCUACGGAUGUAGAUCUUGGGCUGCAACACCCGCGUGCUGCGCAGCUGGACGCUUCUCGUUACGCCCGGGGGAUCCGGAGACGUGGGAACCCGUCGACGACGUCGAACAUCUCGCGCAAGUCAUCCGAGCCGUGAAGUCUCAGUACAACGUCGCCGAGGACAAGGUUUACAUCGUCGGUUGGGAGAACGGUGGGUUCAUGGCGUAUCGCAUGGCUUGCGAGAAGCCCGAUUUAAUCUCGGGUAUCGUAUCUAUCUCUGGUCUGACCUUCGCGGACGCGCAAUCCAACUGCGCCGCGUUCACGGCGACGACAAAGACGCCAGUGAACGUCUUGGCCAUCCAUGGUGAACUCGACAACAUUCCCGUCGAUGGCGGUCGAUUCGAAGGUAAACCUGUACCUUCCGUUGAACAAACGUUGGCUGGCUGGGCCGAUCACAACGGGUGCGAUGCGUCGGCGAAAGUCACGACUGCAGACGCGCUCGUCUCUCGCCAAAAGCUGCUCCCGAACAACCCAGAUACUGAUCUCGUGCACUUUGGCAACACGAGCCAGUGCGACGUCGGUGGUCGCACCGAGCUUCGACUUGUUUCGGGUUUGAACACCGAACUCGCGACCGCGCUGACCUUUACGGCAGAUUUUGGCCCUUCUCUCAUCGACUGGAUGCUUGAAACGGAUGGCGUGUCGAAUAACGGCUUCGUCGACGAUGAUGAUUUGGCUCCCGCACCUGGACCGAGCGUCGAGACAUCCUCGGGCCCAAAUGGUUUCACUCACUGUCCACCGGACGUUCUGCGUUGCCCUGAUGGUGAAAUGGUGACUCGACAAGUGCCGAACUGCGACUUUCAAUGCUCGAGCGGCGCGCCGACGCUUUCGUAUCUCGAAUCAAUUUGCACGGCGAACGAUUGCUGCGGGACCUACGGACUGUGCUUAUCAACUUCAAAGUGCGCCGAUACGUCAUGCCCGAAUGAUAUUACGCUCGAAAACUACGAUGCAUAUAUGAGUGCUCGCGACAACGAACCGCGUUCGAGCGGCGCGCCCGCCGGCGUCGCCGCGGCGCUCGCCUUCGGGUCCUUGGUCGCGUUCGCGACGUUAAUUUAA
This is a messenger RNA of Ostreococcus lucimarinus CCE9901, 1461 nucleotides long. RefSeq lists its product with no specific name. The transcript has a single exon. Gene Ontology annotation, molecular function: hydrolase activity. The coding region runs from base 1 to 1461 and encodes 486 amino acids. Lineage: Eukaryota; Viridiplantae; Chlorophyta; Mamiellophyceae; Mamiellales; Bathycoccaceae. The record is from RefSeq and is a predicted model, not a curated record.